GCCCUUGGCACUGACAACAGGCAAAUAGAGACUGCAUGCCCCAGUUACAACAAACUGUAUUAUCAGCAAAUAAGGCAGAAAGUAAAAGUGGCACAUGGAGAGGCUUAAGAGUGUAAAAUAUACAGGGUCUUAUGUCCAGAGUGACACAACAAGCACCAUAAGAGGAGGCACAUUUUGAUCUUUGAACCCACUUUCUUCUAUUCAAUCUGGAUGGCUGCGCUUAGUCUCUGUACAGGUAUACUCAUCAUCCAAUCCCUGGGAUGGAGAGGUGGAGUCUUCACUCAGUGAUUUCCUUUAUUCUUCAUCAGCCCGUGGUCCUUGAAGAGCUAAUGGCCUCUAUAAUAAGCAGCCUUUAUAUCAUACAGAGGACAAUAUAUGGAACUGCAAAAUCCAACAUGACCAACUGGGAAAGAGGUUUCUGCAUAGGCGGAGGAUGUAUAAGAACAUUUUACAGGUCCAAAGCACAUGUUAUCUCAGGAAAUAUACUUGCCAAAGAAAUAAAAAGAGAAGUUCAGAGAGAUGUGGAAUCCUGGCUAUCACUUGGGAACAAAAGGCCCCAUCUUAGUGUCAUUCUAGUUGGCGACAAUCCCGCAAGCCAUACCUAUGUGAAGAACAAGAUUAAAGCUGCAACUACUGUAGGAAUUUCCAGUGAAAUAAUACUUAAGCCCAGCAAUGUUUCCCAAGAAGAACUGCUGCAAGUUAUAAGCAAGUUAAGUGGUGACUCUAAUGUUAGUGGCUUACUGGUCCAGUUACCUUUGCCAGAGCAUGUCAACGAGAGAGAUAUAUGUAAUGCUAUUGCUCCAGAAAAAGAUGUGGAUGGUUUUCACAUAGUAAAUAUUGGAAGACUGUGCCUGGAUCAGUCGUCUAUUAUUCCUGCCACUGCUGCAGCUGUUUGGGAGAUCAUUAAGAGAACAGGGAUAAAAACAUUUGGUAAAAAUGUGGUAGUUGUGGGAAGAUCAAAGAAUGUUGGGAUGCCUAUUUCAAUGUUACUACACACAGAUGGAAGACAUGAGAGACCUGGGGGUGAUGCAACCGUGACAAUUACACACAGAUAUACCCCAAAAGAUCUACUGAAGAUCCACACACAGAUAGCGGAUAUAAUCAUUGUGGCAGCAGGUAUUCCAAAUUUGAUCACAGAAGACAUGGUCAAAGAGGGGGCAGCUGUGAUAGAUGUUGGAAUUAAUCACAUAGAAGAUCAAGUUACUGGAAAAACAAUAUUAGUUGGAGAUGUAGAUUUUGAAAAAGUCAAAGAAAAAGCAGGCUAUAUUACACCGGUUCCUGGAGGUGUGGGCCCAAUGACAGUGGCAAUGCUUCUGAAGAACACGCUCAUGGCUGCCAAGAAACGUAUUUAUUAAAAGACUUAAUUGAAACAUUGGAAUGUGAUUGGAACAAGAAUCCAUGUCAUAAUAGGAGAUUACAAUUUAGGAUUACAAACAAGUAUUUAUAGGAAAAUAUUGUAGCUGCCAAGAGAUCACAGUGGUUACUAUAUUGUGUCGUGGCCAUAAACACAACGUCUAGACUUUGUAUAUCUGGUAUGUUAUGCUAUUAGAAUGACCUGCAUGACAAAGUUUCUCUGUUUGGUGGCCACUACAUAUGUACAUACACAUGUUUUACCUAUAAUAUGGAUAGUAUACCAUUCUGCCCUUAUCAGCCUUUAAUAACAGCAAUGAUGUGGUCUGACAACAUUAUGUAAGUACAUCUGUGUGGCUAUAUUCCUAGUUGUUUGCGUUACCCAUGCAGAAACAUUUCAAAAUUGUAGAUUCUACAUUUGAGCUCCGCUAAAGGGGUUGCCUUAUUUGGAUAUCAUGGCUCUGAGACAAGUGACAUUUGUGAAAUCUUGCUGUUUUAACCCACUGUUUCUUAUGUUAUAGACAGUAAAAUCAGAAGAUUAAGCUUUAUAUCUCUAACUACAAAUAAAUAGUUAGAAAUCACUAAACAAUUUUAACCACAUUGUACCAUCCUCUGUACAUUUACAAUGCAAACAGUAGAAUAUGUCACCCAUCCCCUACCAUGUAAAAAAAUAAUAAUAAUUAUAUAUAUAUAUAUAUAUAUAUAUAUAUAUAUAUAUAUAUAUAUAUAGUACUAUAUUUUACUAACUGCCUCAUGGAGGAAACCAUUUUGAACAAAUUCUGUCACUGUUAUAGUCAUAUUAACUAAAGGCUUAUUCCAACAUAUUACAUAUAUAUGGCAUAUCUUCCAGAUGUAACACAAUUGGUCAUUAGACUACCUAUUACAAAACAUCAGUCCUGUGUCUACUGCUGCAAGGUAAACCUUUAUGCAAGACAGGAGAAGAAGGACAAGGACAGAAUAGAUGGACCAGGUGGUCUUUUUGUGCCCACAAUCUUUUAUGUUUGAAAAAGCUUAGCAAGUUACCUUAACUGUUUACAGGAGUAGUGCAGUGAAAAAUAACUUAUCCCCUAUCCAAAGGAUAGGGGAUAAUUUAUAGAUCGCAGGGGGUCCGACCACUGGGACCCCUGUCAAUCUCCUGAGCGGAGCCUCGGCAGUCUUCCGGGAGCGGCCAUUCUGACCCCGGCAGGAAGCCACGGCCAUCACGCCCCCUCCAUGUAUCUCUAUGGGAUACAUGGAGGGGGCGUGUCGGCUGCCGAGGACCCCCGCAAUCUAUAACUUAUCCCCUAUGCUUUGGAUAGGGGAUAAGUUAUCUUUCACUACACUACUCGUUUAACAGAACAAAGAGGGUCACAGAAACUAUAUACCAUAACUAUCAUUUGUUAGAAUACCCUAAGAAAACCACAAUGUGUAUGAAAUAAUGCUUCAGUAUCCAACCAUCUGGAUCAGAGAUUUAAUAUGAAGAAACGAAGCAUUUCCAGGUUAAAUUCUAAAAUUUACAAAAAUGAGCGUUCCAAUAAAAUUGACAUUCAUUGCUCACAUAUUGUUUUACAGGUAUAAUAUGAAUUUACAGUUUAUAGUUACAUAACAAUUUUGUGUAAAACUUUGUACAUUGCUAAGUGAAACUCCUAUGUCCUACCUAUGCAAUACAUUAUUAUGCAACAUGUUUGUUAAAAGCAUGAAGUGUGCAUUGUUUUGUAAUAAACAGCUAUGUAUUUAAUAUUUUUCAUCUAUAUUCUGAUCAUGCUAUGCAAAUUAAAGAAUAAAACCUCAGAAUAAAACUUAUUAUUUAAACAACA
This is a messenger RNA of Hyla sarda, 3146 nucleotides long. It is a transcript of the gene MTHFD2L, whose product is annotated as methylenetetrahydrofolate dehydrogenase (NADP+ dependent) 2 like. The transcript is spliced from 10 exons. Gene Ontology annotation, cellular component: mitochondrion. Gene Ontology annotation, molecular function: methylenetetrahydrofolate dehydrogenase (NADP+) activity; methenyltetrahydrofolate cyclohydrolase activity; methylenetetrahydrofolate dehydrogenase (NAD+) activity. The coding region runs from base 261 to 1355 and encodes 364 amino acids. Gene Ontology annotation, biological process: tetrahydrofolate interconversion. NCBI's taxonomy places the organism in Eukaryota, Metazoa, Chordata, Amphibia, Anura, Hylidae. The record is from RefSeq and is a predicted model, not a curated record.